UUUAAAUUUAUAUUAAAAUUUCCUCUUUACAAUAUUUUUCAUUCACAGAGAAGAUCUCUUGCUCCGAGCCAAAUUCUCAAAAGGAAACAAGGGUUUUUAGAUGACGAAGAAAUUGGGAACAAACGUAAACAGGUGAGACGGAACGGAAUCGUCUGUUUUGGUUUCCAUGAAAGCAAGCCUAGUAACCAUUGAAAAUUAUUAACGUUGCGACAGAGGCAGUAAAGAGUAAGGUCACCUGAGAGUUAGCUUGAUGUCUAAGGUUACACUUUAAGUUUUCGUAUUCCUAAACACGUAUUGACUACAUGCAGUGCGUUAACUUCAUGAUCAGAUCAGCUUUGGGAUCGAUAAAUUGUACAGGUGUAUGCACAGAUCAACCAUAAAGUUGACCGAACAGUGAACAACAGUUGUAGUUACUGUGUUUCUUUUUGACUCAGAAGUUCAAGCCUGGAUCAUUCAAAGCAGAUGAUAACCCUGAUGUUGACAGAAAAGUGCUUGCUCCACUUUCCACUCAAGCAAACCAUUCCUCAAACAGUGUUUCAGCUCAUGUAUGUUAUCUGUCUUCCUCUGUUUGUUUACAUGUGUGUCAUUAUUUCAUUUGAGUGUUCUCUUCAGUUACAAAUGAUUUAAAAAUGUACCUUGUAUAUCUUACUUAUUUAUAGUUAAAAGGUUGUUGUAUGCAAAGUUAAAUUUGUCUAAAAUGCUUAUCAAGAGAAUGCAAUUUGAAGUGAUUCCCAUGUCCUUUUCACCCUAACAUCAAUAUGCAUAUUCUCCAUACUCUACUCUAUACAUUUCCUAAGGUGCUGAUGGGGAGAAUUUGUUUAACAAUCAAGAGCUUCUUUAGUUGGUGAUCAUUUCCUUUAUUCUCUUAACCUUAAUGUGUUAUUCAGGUGUGAUAUUGUAAGGAGAAAUUUGAUGCUGGUCACUCUUAAGGGUUAAUAGUGUUACUGUAAAUUGAAUGUAUCCACACAGGAAGAUUUAAUACGCAAGAUUCUUGCUAAGCCUUUCAAGGUCCCAAUACCAAACUACCAAGGUAAGGUUUGGUAACUAGAGUUUUGCUAUAUUAUAAUUCUAUCUAUAUUAAAGCAUUUUUAUUUAGCCACAGUCCACAUAAAUAGACUUCUUUUGAUUGAGUGUUGUAAAUUUAAAACCAAAUUAACCAGAACAGCUCAUCAAAUGGAAUGAAAGAAACUCAAAGUACAAACAAGCUAAUUUUGCCCACAGACAAAUUGCUAUCCAGCAGUUAAGUGUUAACAAAAUUUACUUCUCUAUUCAUGGGAAAGAGAUUAAUCCAAUACUGUGCUUUUUUAUUGCAAUUGAAAAUUGCUGUUUCACAGGAUGCACCUUCUCAAGAGGGCUUGGUAUCAAAAGGAAAGGACCUCGUACAGCUCUUCAUGAUCCUUUUGAAGAUGAUGCUCUUGUACUCUACUCUCCUCCUCAACUUACAGCUCAUGAAAAGCUCACAGCAGACCGGUAAGUAUGGAAUUAUAGUUUGCAUAACUUUUCAGUGUCUUCCUAUAGUUAUCAGCUAUACCUGUAUAAAUGGCAAUGAUUCAUUGACAAGGAUCAAAAGCUAGUUGAACGUAACUAUGUUAGCUGGCUUAUGGUGGCUGCCUGUGAGAUAAACUUUAAUUUACACAUUUUUGGAAGGCACUUAAUUUUAAUUAUAAGGGGCUGCCUUCUUGUUGAUUUUUUCUUCUCAAAAACAAUACCUUGUCUUUAACAGAGCUUGAUAUUCUCCUUUUUUUGUUUCUUCCUUUGAUCAAUUUUGCCACUCAGAGAGCUCCAGGAAGUGCAUGGUAAGAUUUACAUUUAAUAUUUUAACCCUUAACAUCCUAAUAUCAGUAUUCUCCAUACUGUUCUCUAUACACAUUUUCUAAAGUGUUGGCAAGUAGGAUUUGUUUAACAACCAAGAACUUCUUUAGUAGAUGAUCAUUUCUUUUAUUCUCGUGACCUUCAUGUGUGAUUCAGGGGUGAUAUUAUAAGGAGAAAGUAGCAGCUAAUCACUUCUAAGGAACAAAGGGUUGAUGCAGGUUCAUACUUUGGGGUUUAAUUUUUUUUUUCUUGGUGAUGUGAUAUUAUCAUACCCGAAAUUGAAGUUUAGAAACAUUACUGGGAAUUAAGCUUUUUUUGUUCUGUUUUCUUUUUUAAACAGUUGUUGUUGAUCCACUGCUGGGUAAAAUUCUUCGUCCGCAUCAGAGAGAGGUAAUAGCAAGUACUAGUUUUAGAGAAUUUGCAUUGCAUAGGAGCUUGCCUAAAAUGGUAACUCCUGAAUGGUUGACAGGCACCAAAUCUCCACCUUGCAAGGAAGUGAUUGAUGAUGUUGUCAUUAGCUUUAACUAUAUUUUUUAGUCAGAUAUGAAAUGUGUUCUCCUUAAAAAAAAAUAAAUGAAGAUUAUCCAAUUUUUUUUUCAAUUUUCUUUUCUAUUACCCAUACUAGUUUUAAAGAGUGCAAGAUAAAAUUACUCAAAGAUGUUUCAAUUUUUCUAAAUAAUUUUGAAAGCAACUGAAAUUAUAGUAAUUAUUUGUUUUAAAGGGUGUCAAGUUUUUGUAUGACUGUGUAACUGGCCAAAGGAUUCAAGGCAGCAAUGGAUGUAUAAUGGCAGAUGAAAUGGUAAGUUUAAUAACAUACAAGUCCAACCAUCCCUAUGUGUUUUGUUUUUAUCAUACUUUUGAGCUAUCACUGUGUACUUGUGGUUUGGUCACCUCUAGGAUUUAUUUGGCUUUUUGUCACAUCCAGUCUUUGAUCCUUUGUUUGAGCAAGGAGCAUGGGUUCAUUUUCUGAUUAGGAGCUAGGAACCUUAGACACACAAGAGUAAAUAAGCUGAGAGUACACCUGAAAAGGGUAUGAAGUACACAGUCAGCUUUAUUUACCAACAGAACCCUUUUCAUGAAGUUGUACAGUGUCAGUAGUUAUCAGGAUCAAGAAAAAUAUUUUUAGUGACUGGUUUUGUGAUUACCAGUUGCUGGCUUAUUUUGACAACCUUGAGACUAUAAACUUUAUUUUCUUUCAUUUAAAUGCACAUGGUCUAGUUUUAUAUGGUUUCAGUUUAAAUGAUUUCAAACUGUUUUGAUUUGUAUUUUGCUUUAUUUAAUGUACAUAUAUCAAGGACAGAGAACAAGUUUAAAAUCAUUUUGACUAUACAUGUACAAUGGUGUAAAUUCAUUUUCAUUUAAAUUACAAUGAAACUUUUUAACUUAAAUGAUAAUAGUAGUGGUUGAUUUUUUUUCCAGGGGUUAGGAAAAACAUUACAAUGUAUCACUCUGAUUUGGACUCUGGUGGUAAGUACAUUGUCCAUAACAUAGGUUUAUUUAUAAUUUAUAUCAUAAUUAUUAUAAUUAACUCACUCUAGCUGCCACAAUGCCACAUGUUAUGUUGUAACUUAAUCCACUAAUUUACUCUUUGCUCUUUUAUCUUUAGAAACAAGGGCCGGAAGGUGAGGAAGUACUUAAUUAUUAGGCUUAUGUUUAACCUACAUUGCUUUGUCUGUCACUAUUGUUAUGUAAACAAGAAUAAAAAAUUUUUUGAGCUUCUCAAAUUAGUUCUAGGUCCUUGAUCUUUGAUUCUUGGUACUUGAUUCUCCGUCCUUGAGGAUGGAGUUCUAAGGCAAGACUGUCAACUUUCCUUUUGAGUAGCACUGUGCCUCUGUGAUCACUUCUUGUCUGUAUGAAUUCACUGGGUGAAGUACUAAUGUUUUUGCAUGAUUGAUGUUUAAUGCUCUUGGGUUCUAACCUGUAUCCAGGGGUUUUGACAGCAGUGGUGCAGCAGGUCGAUCUAGCGGUACAUGCUUGGGUACUGGCUUCUAGCCUUUACACAAACUUCAUGGUAUUCUAGACAUAACUUUGAUCCUCUGCAAAUUUGUUCAAUUUGAUUGAAUUCCAACAAAGUAACAUGAAUUGGAAAAGACCUCAAAUGACAGGAUAACACUACUGCAAGAGUCUCCAAUUUUUGCAAGGAAGGUGGAACCUCUCGAGAAACAGGAAGCCAUUGAGGCCCUACAAAUCCACAUCCCACCCACUAUUCCAAUAUACUCAUUUCUACCAUAUGUUUAUGAAAGAACUAUGUACAAUACCAAUUCCUCUUCCAUCCCACAUGUAUGACAUGUACCAUGCCAUGAAAUCAGCUUGUACCUGUGUUUUCUGAUCAGACACUUCAGUUUUCCAUAAACUUGUUCAUUUGUUUCCAUGCAGGUCAGCCAAUAGCCAGCAAAGUGGUAAUUGUUGCACCAUCAAGUCUUGUGAAGGUACAGUUUUAUAAUUUCACAUUUAUUUUGUUAAUAUGGUUUCAUUCUGUCUCUAAGUUUCUUAAAGGAGCUCAAAAUAGAAGUGAAUACUUCAAAAUGGUCACCUACAUGUACAUGUAAGUAGUAGCCUGCUGAGAAAUGUAUUUUUGGGGAGCAAACACUGAUUACUUUGAUUAACCUGUCAACUCCCAGAAGUGAUUGACUUGUAACUUCUCCUUACAAUAUCCAUACAUUAUUCAGUAUACAGGUAAUGAGAAUACUGUAUCAGCUGGAGGAGAGAAUUAACAAUCAGAUUGUGGGAGUUAAAGGGUUAAGGGUAAAGAUUCAUCCACCAUUUUUAGUUUGUAACUUUACUGAGGAGAGCUGGUCCACUGCAAAUACUGAACAUGGAAUGGUAAGAAGUGAUCAGGGCUUGAAGGGAAAAAAAUUAUCCUGUGGUUUGAGAAAGUACCUUUUUUCAAGUGUCUUUCCCUGUGUAGUGCUUUAAUUAAACCCUUUCACCCCCAAAAACCCAUUAGUAAUUCUCCUUACUGUCUGCCAUUCAAUUCUUAUGAUGUUAGUGCAGAGAAGUUGGUAUUGGAUCAACUAAUAAUCCCCUUAUGGAUAAUAGGGGGAGGGAUUUGGUAUUGAUCACCCAUGGGAGCUUAAGGGUCAAUAAAACCCAAUAUAUAUUGGAGCUCUGUAAGAUAAUCUAUUUUAAUUGGGAAACUUUCUUUAAAAUGUCUUUCCUUACCAGUACUUGAAAACAAAAAACUGCCGGGGGUUGGAAGGACUAAGCUUAGAGAACGACUUUGCUAAAUCCCUUCAGAAAUCCAAGUUUCAGACUUCUGAUUUUCUGGUUUCAGAACUGGUAUAAUGAACUUCACAAGUGGCUUGGUGGUAGAAUUUCUGCAUUGGCUAUAGACUCUGGAACCAAAGAUCAAAUUGAUAAAAACCUUGGUAAGACUUUGAAAGAGUGAGGGGAAAAAAAAACCCCUAUUGAUUACUGAUAGAAUGUUAGAUUCUCCUUACAAAUUGUCUUACAUUCCUUUUCGAAACGGUGGGAGAAGGUGUUACAUUGGAGGUCAGUUUAGGCUUUUGCACAACCCUUUUUUUUUUUCAAUUUAAAGAUUUGUUAUGUUACUUUGUAUUUGUAUGGUUUAAAAAUUGAAGUCCUAGUUUUAGUUUAGAGAAGACAUUUCAACUUUUAAGUUAAGUCUCAUUGUUUUCUUAAAGCAUUUGUUCUUUUCUGAUAUUUUUAGGAAUGUUUAUGUCUCAGCAAGGGAAGCGUACAGCAAACCCUGUGUUAAUCAUUUCAUAUGAAACUUUUCGACUUCAUGCCUCUGUGUUACAGUCUGGACCUGUAGGAUUAGUCAUCUGUGAUGAGGUGAAAAAAAUUAAUUAAAUUUUAAUUAAACUACUGAUACAGCUGAGAUAACAUAUCAUGAUCUGUUUGUGCAUGAAAAUCUCAAUGUAGAUGUAUGUUUUACUUGAUUUCUUGUGAUGCACUUUACAUCGUUAGACACACUGUAAGUUCAACUGGUAUUUUUCUCUUCUCUUUAGGGACAUAGACUAAAGAACUUAGAGAGCCAGACAUAUCAGGCUCUUGAUAAAUUAAAGACAACACGAAGGGUGCUUUUAUCAGGUGGAUAGAAUACCUCAUACUGUCAUAUCACAGUUAAAUAAUAACUGAACAGAAAAAUCCUGUUCUGGUUUACAACUUGUAUCAAUAGUCUGAGCUCUCUCAACAGGUACCUGGAAGCACACUCAGUUCUUCCUAUUUAACCACUUAACAAAAUUGAAACCAUUCUUGUAUGAACUCUGUAUUUUAGAGCAUUCCUGUACAUUGUUUGUUUGUUUUUUUCUAGGUACCCCAAUUCAGAAUGACUUAUUGGAAUAUUUCAGUCUUGUUCAUUUUGUAAAUAGUGGAAUUUUAGGUAGGUCAUUUAUUUAACUUGUAUCAAAUGAAUAUAAAUUUGAUGAAUGCACUUGUGUAUUAAACCUCUUUUAAGCAGAUAUCCUGAGAAUAUGAAAGGACAAUAACAAAAAGUUUUUUACUGUAGCUUGUAGGCAGAGUGAGAAAUUGUUGUUAAUUUGCACUGCUCCAUGAUGUGAACACAAACAUGGAGACAUUGAAAUGAUGAAGUAAUCCUCAGAUUAUUUUAUUAUUAAUUAUAAUUAACAAUUAUCCACCACUAUUAACAACACUGGGGGAAGUAAUUGUUUUGGUGUAAUACCACGCAAAUACCCAAAAAAUAGUUUGUUUCUUUCAAUGUACCAAAAAAUGGUCAGAAUUGAAAUUCUUGACAGGCACUUUUGUCUCAUUGGCUGCAAGAGAUGAAUACUCUUGAACUUUCUCUGAAUACUCUGAACUAGCCAAUCAGCAUGUGUGAAAAGCACUAUUCACCUGUGUGGUAUAUACUAAGCAAGGUUUUUAACCCUUUACGCCCAAGUAUCAGUAAGCACGGUCUCCUUUAGUACUGAUCCUUACAAAAAUUUAUUACAGGCACAGUAUCAGAAUUUAAGAGAAAAUUUGAGAAUCCUAUUCUGAGAGGGAGAGAUGCUGAUGCUUCUGAUGCAGAUCACAAGAAAGGAGCAGAAAAACUGGUGGAGGUAAAACCAAAAAUAAUCCUAAUUAUUAAUUAAUUAGAUACUGUUCAAAGUGAGGAUUUGAUCUUGCAUUUCUGUAUUAUUUUAUAUAUAUUCUUUGGUAAAUUAGAUCAUCAGAUUCAAAUUGAGGAAUUUUCAACUCUUUGCAUUUCUUUGUUCUGAUUUCAUUUUUUAUCAGCUCAUAUUCCAAGUCACCUUUUAUGGAAUUGCAUUGAAAUUGGAAACUGAAAAUUUUUGGUUAAAGUAUUUAAACAUUCAGGCUUAAUGAAAUUUAAUGAAACAAUUAUUCUAUUCCUGCUUGUUGGGUAUGAGAUUGGUUAUAGCCAACUUGGCACUACAAUGCACACUUAUGGAAUAAUUGUUGAAUGCACUAUUUGAAAGUUUACAAUAACGUCUUAGUUAUAUGCAGAUCUUGGUGGCUGUUGUCAAAAUUUCACUAUACAGUUCUCUUAUUUCUCCCACUUUAUACUAAGGGCUCUGUUUUCUCAAUGAUAUCUUAAAUUUUGUAUAUUCUUUAUCUUACAGCUUCAAUAUUGUCCAAAUACCUGCCAGUUAAAGGUUGGUCUUUUUCUGCAUUUUGUUUUUUGUUUUUUGUUUUUUUGUUUUUUUUUGCUUACUUAUGAAAGGUGCAAGUAGGAAAAGGAAAGAUAAAACCUUUGAUGCAACUUUUUUUUCUGAAAAGUGAUUGCUGACAUUUGAUUCUGUUCCUCUAAAAUUCUGGUCACUGUUAGUAUCAUUUUAAACCUUAAUCUAACACCACCAAGAAAUCUAUGAAACAUGUGGACACUUUGUUCCUUCGUUUAGCUUUGUGAAGACUUUUUUCUUCAUUUCAAUAACUAGAUAACAUUUUAGAGGUUUAGUGACAUUUUCCUAUUUCUCCUACAGUUGAACAGGUUGUGUGUUGCCACAUGACUCCUUUGCAGACAGAACUUUACAAACAUCUUAUUCAGUCAAAAGUGUUGAGAAUGGAGCUGACAAAAGCAAAGUCUGCAUCUGGAAUGUCUGCAUCAUCCCUAGCUUUUAUUACACAACUAAAAAAAUUGACCAAUCGUAAGUAUAUACUGUUUAGAGCAAUCUUCAGUUGAAUACAAUCACGUGAUAUAAGAUUGAUUCAACAAAUCAAUCUCAGUAUUUUAACAUCUGUGCGCCUGCCCCUCCCCUAACCCAACUGUAACCUUAACAAGUGAUCAGUUAUAUGUUGUUGGGUUAGGGGAAGGGUAGGUGCUCAGGUACUGACAUUGAUUUCAGUUAGUAGUCAUCAUGUGCAGUGUUGAAAUGUUAGUGACCUGCUCCAUUUUUGUCUCAGAUCCUGAAUUAAUCUAUGACAAGGCACAAAUGGGAGAAGAUGGCUUUGAAGGAAUACUGGACUUGUUUCCCAAAAGCUUCAGCCUCAAGCAGGUGCAGCCAGAACUCUCUGGUGAGUUGAAGUUGUUGGUAUCCAAAAAUCUGUUAGGCUUUUAGACAUGUAUGGGUAGGUUAAGAUGACAUGAAAUGGCAGAAAGCAAAAAUUGAAUUUUGUGUCAUCUUCUUGCUAUCUACAGUACUCUGUUAUUAUUUUGCGUAUUGCCCUUUGCACAAUCAGGAGCUUCUUAAAUUUGUGAUUACUUCCUCAAAUCUUUUUUGCUCAAGGAUGAUACUGUGCGGAGAAGUUAGAAGGCAGUAACUUCAAGGAUUAAAUAAACAAGAAUGUUUAGAUUAGCUUAUUUAAAUAAAAAAAUUCCUUUGUAUUAUUUGUCUUUUUUUCUGGUAAGAGGGUUGUUUUUUCAGAAUUUUAUUAUAACAGUGGUAAACAUCCUACUUAAACUCCAUUACAUGCACAUGUUUAUUUACAGUCCCCUCUUUGGUCAAGCUGAUUAAAAAUGAUUUAUCAUUUAUUGAUUUGUUGCCAUGAUCUUAUUUUGUUUCAGGAAAAAUGCAAGUAUUAGAUUACAUUUUAGCCAUGACAAAGUCUACCACUACAGACAAGGUAAGGAACUAGCUCAAACAUGUUUUAUGUCGACAGUAAUACUUACUAAUCUACAAUGCUGUUCAUACCAUAAUUUUCUGUUUUAAGAGCAUUGAUUGUUUCCUGGAAACUUGAUUACUCUCAUCAAUAUUUAAGUGCUCAUGGAUCAGUUGUAAGUGUUAUUAUGGAGAUAUGUAAAUAAAGGAUGUUAGUAUAACAUCUCUUAUUUUGCAUCCUACGAUUUUGAUUGCAAUUUGGUGUUUUUAAGCACAAGUAAAUUUUUCAAAGACAAAAAAAUUGCAUGAACCUGUGGGGCAAGUGCAGUUUGUAGUCUUUGAAAAAUUUACAAGUGCUCAUUACGCCAAAUUACAAGAGAAAUCAUGUUAUUACUUGUUAAUAAUGCACGUGAAAAAAAUGAUGAAGAGACAAGACAGACAAAAUUUUAUAAAGAUGUAUGUAAUUUACACUUGUGUUUCAACUUUGCGCUGAUGUUAGAUGAGAAUAUACUCAUUUUUAGCCAAUCAGAAGUAAUAUAUUAUCUUUUAUAGUGUUAUUGAUAUGUGAUGUACAAUUGUUUUACAACAGGUUGUAUUGGUUUCAAAUUACACUCAAACCCUGGACUUGUUUGAGAAACUUUGUAGACUAAGAAGGUAGGUUUUGCAUUCAAGUAAGUUGUCUAAAUCCAUUGACCAUGUCACUCAUUUUGUGAAGAUAUUUUAAGUUUUCAUUUGCUAACAAACUGUUAGAAAUUCAAAGUGAUCACUAAAGAUAUGCAGGUUUAAUAUGUAACCCUAGAUCAUAAAUGCAUUGUACAUUUUGUGUUAAGCUCGUAACCACCUGCUAGACAAGUUCAGUUUUAACAAACAGAUUCCAUGUUGCCAUGCAUCUGAUCAGUAAUAGAUCACAGAUGAUAUCAAAAUGUGGUAAGUCAGGACAAAAAAGUGGCAUAUGAGGUACACCCAGAGAUGAUGUCUUCUCCCUUAACAAGAUUAAAUAUAGUCCUGUUUUGGAAUGAUUUCUUCACCAAUUCAUGUCUUGCUACAGUUUAGAUCAUCACCUCCAAAAACAAAAAUUAUCACUAAUGGUUAUGGUAACUUUUUUCAGGUACCAGUAUGUUCGUCUUGAUGGUACCAUGUCUAUCAAAAAGCGGCAAAAGAUUGUUGACCGCUUUAAUGAUCCUCAUGUAAGUAGCAUUAGUACUAAUAAAAAUGACUGAAGCAUUUAUGGUUCACUUGAUCAGAUAGUGAUCUUUGGUACAAUCAAUCCAAUAUUAUCCUGAUUUUGGAAUGCUUUAAGAUUCAAAGCUUCAACUACAUAAUCUCAAGGAGAUGUCAAGGUAAUGUUACAGUGUUUCAGAAACCACUAACAGUGUCACCCAAAGGUUUUUCUUGCAUUUAACAUCAUCAAAGUAGGUCACAUAUGACUGUCACUAGUUAUACCUCGAGAAAGAAGUGUUACAGAAUUGUUUCAAUUAAUGUGAUUACAAAUCAGCUUGUGUAGCAUCACUUUCUUUUGAAUAUGAAAUUCUGAUUGGAUUGGAAAGGGAAAAAGCUAUUAUGUUGAAAUAAAUUCUUGGAUCACAACUGAUCGCCACUUGGUUGAUCAAAACUUUUGGAUCUGUAGAUAUGUGGAACUGCUGAUUUACAUGUACAGUACAUACUGUAGUUCUUAUAGCAAGUUAUGCUAUUUGACUCUAUGUGUAUGUUUGCACUUCUCUAUAAAAUAAUCAAUGUGGACAAAUUGGCAGUUACUGUUUUAAAAGUUAUUUAUUAAAUGUGCUUCAUUGUUUUUUGCUUUAGAGUGGUGACUUUGUAUUCAUGCUAAGUAGUAAAGCUGGUGGGUGUGGCUUGAAUCUGAUUGGUGCUAACAGACUUGUAAUGUUUGAUCCUGACUGGAAUCCUGCUAAUGAUGAUCAGGCAAUGGCUCGUGUAUGGAGAGAUGGACAGAAGAAAAAGGUUUGUUACAUAAUUAUUAUUAUUAUUAUUAUUAUUAUUAUUAUUAUUAUUAUUAUUAUUAUUAUUAUAAGUAUAGAUUUUAAAUUGAGCUCAGGUAGAACUUGCAGGGAAAUAGAUGGGCUAACUUCAAUAAGAGAGUCAGGUUUUUAACUCCUAAUUAACAAUUUAUGUGCUUGAACAAAAGUAAAAUUUUAAUGAGGCUUCUUUGGUGUCUAGCAGAGUGCUGUAUAGUUAUGGGAAGGUUGUGAAUCAAAUUUUAGGAAAUUAUGCAACAUUUGUAUUCUAAUGGUAUUCUAAAUGAUGUACUGCUCUUCUUUAGGUCUUCAUAUACAGACUGUUAUCGGUAAGUUCCACCAUAAAAUAUGACCCAAAGGUUCUUGAUACAAUAAUUCAAUCCCAAGCUUUAAUAAGGUGUUUCUAAGUUACAAAUACCCUAUUAAAUUAAUGCUGGAGCAUUAUUAAUUUCAUAGAAGGAAAAAUAAUUUUUUUUUAUACAAAAGACCUUACCCUUGCCCUUGAUUUAAAUCUGAGACUUUCAGCAUCUUGGAAGUGGCCAUUUAACCCUUUCACUCCCAAUAUCUUGUUUUAUUUAGUAAUUCUCCUUACUGUCUGCCAAACAAUGCUUAUGAUGUUAGUUUGGAGAAUAUGGUAUUGGGUCCAUUAAUAAUAGUUUGAUUGAUAUUUUCCUUUAAUCUGUUCACUUGUCUGCUGAUAUUUUGUAACUAAGAAAUUCUGUCUUGGUCACUCAUGGAAGUUAAAAGAAAAAUUAAUUUCUAGUAGAAAUUUUCUUUGCAAGUUCUCAAACAUGAGUUUGGGCAUGAUUGGCUUUAGUUAAUGAGAGGGAUACAAUCCUAACAAUAUUUUUUGUUUAUGAACAUAAUAUUUUUCAAAUUAAAAAAGGGGUGAGUUUCAAAAGAAACUGUGCUGCUGGAUCAGUGGGAGAGUAUAACAAGGUAAUUUAGUAUUAUUAAGUGAGUUGAUAAUGUAACUUGGCCACCAGCUUUGAAACUCUUUAUGGUGGCCAAUUUAUGUCAUCAACUCAGUUAAUAAUUCUUAAUUACCCUGUUAUGUUUGUUGCCAGAUUUUGUCACACUUGUUAAGAUCUUGUUGUGAGUAUAAUUAUUUUCCUAUUUUAGACAGGUACAAUCGAGGAAAAGAUUUUCCAGCGACAAGCCCACAAAAAGGCACUUAGCAGUUGUGUCGUGGAUGAAGAGGAAGAUGUAGAAAGGCACUUCUCAGUGGGGGAGUUGAAGGACUUAUUUCGUUUGAAUGAGGAUACUCUUAGUGAUACACAUGACAAGUAA
This is a messenger RNA of Pocillopora meandrina, 12034 nucleotides long. Lineage: Eukaryota; Metazoa; Cnidaria; Anthozoa; Scleractinia; Pocilloporidae. The record is from the annotation of a GenBank genome assembly.